Molecule: messenger RNA, 1725 nt
Organism: Castor canadensis (American beaver)
Lineage: Eukaryota; Metazoa; Chordata; Mammalia; Rodentia; Castoridae
Gene: Tnfaip1
Product: TNF alpha induced protein 1
Biological process (GO): proteasome-mediated ubiquitin-dependent protein catabolic process; protein ubiquitination; negative regulation of Rho protein signal transduction
Cellular component (GO): Cul3-RING ubiquitin ligase complex
Molecular function (GO): ubiquitin-protein transferase activity; protein binding
Source: RefSeq, a predicted model, not a curated record
UCAGGGCUGGGCGGCUGCUCCGGGAGGAAUCGGCGGGCGCAGGAUGUGAGCUCAUAGCUGGGAUUGCUGGAGGCCACAGGCCAAGGGAGGCACGGAGUCUGUUCGCCACUCAGCUGAGAGGAGAGGCGCUCCUGAGGACGCGCUGAGAGUAUGAGGCUCUGGCCUCCACCGGCUACUCACUUCUGACCACUUCCACCACGGCGGAGCCUUCCAAGCCUACCUCCUGCCGUGUGGUGAUCUACCUGCAGCGGGAGAUGUCAGGGGACACUUGUCUGUGCCCAGCCUCAGGGGCUAAGCCCAAGCUAAGCAGCUUCAAGGGAGGAGGGCUGGGCAACAAGUACGUGCAGCUCAAUGUGGGCGGCUCCCUGUACUACACCACCGUUCGGGCACUCACCCGCCAUGACACCAUGCUUAAGGCCAUGUUCAGUGGGCGCAUGGAGGUGCUGACUGACAAAGAAGGCUGGAUCCUCAUAGACCGAUGUGGAAAACACUUUGGCACCAUUUUGAAUUACCUCCGAGAUGACACCAUCACUCUCCCUCAAAACCGGCAAGAAAUCAAGGAAUUGAUGGCUGAAGCAAAAUAUUACCUCAUUCAGGGGCUGGUGAACAUGUGCCAGACUGCCCUACAGGACAAGAAGGAUUCCUACCAGCCUGUGUGCAACAUCCCCAUCAUCACAUCCCUAAGGGAGGAGGACAGGCUCAUCGAAUCUUCCACCAAGCCCGUGGUGAAGCUGCUGUACAACAGAAGCAACAACAAGUAUUCCUAUACCAGCAACUCUGAUGACCACCUGCUGAAAAACAUCGAGCUGUUUGACAAGCUGUCACUGCGCUUCAAUGGCCGUGUGCUCUUCAUCAAGGACGUAAUCGGUGACGAGAUCUGCUGCUGGUCCUUCUACGGCCAGGGUCGGAAGUUGGCAGAGGUGUGCUGCACCUCCAUUGUGUAUGCCACGGAGAAGAAGCAGACCAAGGUGGAAUUCCCAGAGGCCCGAAUCUAUGAGGAGACACUCAACGUCCUACUCUAUGAGACCCCUCGAGUCCCUGACAAUUCUUUGUUGGAGGCCACAAGCCGGAGCCGCAGCCAGGCUUCCCCAAGUGAAGAUGAGGAGACCUUUGAAUUGCGGGACCGUGUGCGCCGGAUCCAUGUCAAGCGCUAUAGCACUUACGAUGACCGGCAGCUCAGCCACCAGUCUGCCCAUCGGGACUGACAAGCCCCUCAGGGAGUCAGGGCACAAAAGGCUCUGUCUCCUGUCCUGUAGAGCCCUGCCCCAUUGGCCACCCCUUGCUGCUGCUAGCAUGCAGAGGUGACAGGCCCUACCUGAGAGGUCAGAGGGCCUGGCAGGGGAGGAGCCACAUUCCCUUGCCCUGUCCCCCUCCCCCAGCAUUUCCAGAUUUCCCUUCCUGCCCAACAGAGGGGUGCUUCUGCUGUGGGGGAGUGGGCCGACCUCCCAUGCCUCCUGUGAUGAACAUUCUCCUAGGCUUCAACUGAGGCCCAUAUGGAAUGGCUUCAUUCUGGGAGAAAAGUGGCUUCUGGUGCUGUGAAGGCCCACUCUUGAACAGAAGGUGGGGCUUCUUUUUUUCCUAAGGUGUUUAAGCACAUGUUUGGCAGGCUUGGUUUUUAGAAAUCUAGAUGUUUAAUCUAGAUGUUGGGUGUGGUGAUACACACCUGUAACUCCAGCUACUUGGGAGGCUAAGGUAGAAGGAUCACAACUUUGAGGCUAGCAUGGG